Exophiala xenobiotica is the source of this 939-nucleotide messenger RNA. RefSeq lists its product as uncharacterized. Gene Ontology annotation, cellular component: plasma membrane; fungal-type vacuole. The transcript has 3 exons. The record is from RefSeq and is a predicted model, not a curated record. NCBI's taxonomy places the organism in Eukaryota, Fungi, Ascomycota, Eurotiomycetes, Chaetothyriales, Herpotrichiellaceae. The coding region runs from base 1 to 939 and encodes 312 amino acids.
AUGGCUGUCGACCCAUCUCAUGUCAACCCUCUCCACUGCGAUUCUGUCUCCGAAGCAUGCCCAGUGAAGGCUUCCAUCUAUGGCUAUUAUCCUAUUCUUGCCUGCAAUGCCUUCUUUGCGGCAUUGUUUGGCAUCUGCUUCAUCAUCAACAUCGGCAUGGGCUGGCGUUAUCGCACUUGGAGCUACAUGUUUGCGAUGGGUCUUGCCUGUGUCGCGGCUACUGUCGGUUACAUUGGUCGAUGUAUCAUGCACAAGAAUCCUUUUGACGACGUCGGAUUCGAAAUGCAAAUCUGUUGCCUCACUUUUUCACCUGCCCUGAAUUCGGCGGCUCUGUACCUCAUUCUGAAGCAUCUAGUCUUGCAGUUUGGUCGAGACUGGUCAAGAAUCCGGCCCAAGUACUACACGUGGGCUUUCAUCUCGGCGGAUAUAUCAGCUCUCAUCUUGCAAGCGGCAGGUGGAGGUAUUGCAGCUACAUCAGGAGACAACGAAAGCCUCCGAAACGUCGGAGACCGCCUUAUGAUCACCGGUAUCUCAUGGCAGGUCCUGACGCUUCUCCUCUUUGCCAGCGCUACUGCCGACUACGCGAUACGACGCUUCAGAUCAUCUGAGCCGCUAUCUCCCUCCGCUCAACCUCUUCUGCGUGACACGAAAUUUCGAAUAUUUCUAGCUUCUAUCAUCGUCGCAUUUCUUGCAAUAUUUGUUCGGUGCGUCUACCGGAUCGGAGAGAUGGCUGGCGGUUGGCGCAACCCUAUCAUGCAGGAUCAGACAUUGUUUAUCGGCGCAGAGAGUUGUAUGGUCGGCCUUGCCACGAUACUUCAAACACUCAUCCACCCCGGAAUCUUCUUCCCGGCGCUUGCAACCUAUAGAGAAAGAAAGAAGAUGAGACCAGAAAUGGAAGGCAGUGGCAGCUCGGUUGAGAAGCCCACUAGUUCGGUUUAA